This is a messenger RNA of Liolophura sinensis, 3226 nucleotides long. Its product is annotated as ATP-binding cassette sub-family F member 1-like. Gene Ontology annotation, molecular function: ATP binding; ATP hydrolysis activity. The record is from RefSeq and is a predicted model, not a curated record. NCBI's taxonomy places the organism in Eukaryota, Metazoa, Mollusca, Polyplacophora, Chitonida, Chitonidae.
GAAACGUGUGUGAUCACUGAUCGCUUGUGUCACAUUUUGAUUUGUUCUGCUAAGUUUCUGUAUCAGUUUAGAACCGGUGGUCGAUCCUGAAAUAAUUUAUUCUUCUAUCAGAAGAGAUUUCACGACAAGCGAACAAAAAAAUGCCGAAAAAAGCCAAAGCCAAGAAGAAAACUGCCGAUGACGACUGGAACGAUCCCGACGAAGAUCCCCAGCUGGAAAAAGAAAUGAAAGGUUUGAGCACAGAAGACGGCGAGGACGAGGAAUUGGCCACUGGGAAAAAGGGAAAGAAAAAGGACAAAGCAAAGAAAAAAACGAUGAAAGAAAAAUUUGCGUUUCUGGAUGAUGAUGGUGGAGGAGGAGGAGACGAAAAAGAAGAAGACACGGCUGCCCCUGAGACUACAGCUCCACGUACAAAGGGAGGUAAGAAAGGCCAGAACAAGAAGGUUGAGGUUGUGGAGGAUGAGGCAGAUGAGGACAAUGAGGUUGAUGGUGAGGAGGAAGAAGAGAUGGACAGGUGUGCUGUUGUUGACGACGAUAUUCCCGCUCAAGAGGAGGUUUCAGAUGAAAACAAGCCUAAACUAAGUAAAAAAGAAUUAAAGAAACUUAAGAAAAAGAUGGAGUUUCAGAAACAGAUGGAAUUAGCUGGAGCUGCAGAUCAGUUUUCUGUGUCCCAAGCGGAGAAGUCUUCUAAAGCUACGGUGCUGGACAGCCAAGAUAUUAAAAUUGAAAAAUUCUCCAUUUCUGCUCGAGGGAAAGAUUUAUUUGUGAAUGCGUCUCUGAACAUCACUUCGGGAAGACGAUACGGCCUGGUAGGACCAAAUGGGCAUGGGAAGACAACUCUCUUAACGCAUAUAGCCAGUCGUGCUCUUAAUAUCCCUCCCAGCAUUGAUGUGCUAUAUUGUGAGCAAGAGGUUCAGGCUAGUUCGAUGAAAUCUAUAGACGUUGUUCUGAAGGCUGACAAGAAACGUGAGGCAUUGUUAGCAGAGGAAAAACGGUUAAUGGCAGAGAUCGACAAAGGCAACACAAGUCUGAAUGACAAAUUAAAAGAGGUGUAUGAGGAAUUAAGUGCUAUUGGAGCAGACGCAGCGGAGGCUAAAGCGCGGCGAAUCCUGAACGGUUUGGGAUUUACAAAAAACAUGAUGGAGAGACCGACACUGGACUUGUCGGGAGGCUGGAGAAUGAGAGUAUCACUAGCCCGAGCCUUGUUUCUAGAGCCCACACUGCUGUUACUGGAUGAACCCACUAAUCAUCUGGAUCUGAACGCGGUCAUUUGGCUGGACAACUAUCUCCAGCAAUGGAAGAAAACUCUGCUUGUUGUGUCUCAUGACCAGAGCUUCCUUGACAACGUCUGUACAGAUAUUAUUCAUCUGGAUCAGCAGAAGCUGUUUGAAUACAGAGGCAAUUAUUCUAAAUUCAAGAAGAUGUUGGUGCAGAAGAGGAAGGAACAGCAGAAGGAAUAUGACAAACAGGAGAAGCGACUGAAAGAAUUGAAAGCAUCGGGAAAAUCUGCCAAAGCUGCUGAAGCCAAACAGAAAGAGGCUCUGACGAGAAAACAGCAGAAGAACAAAACAAAGCAGAGCAUGAUGGAUGAAGAUGAUAAACCUACAGAACUUCUGCAGCGACCACGGGAAUACGUCGUCAAGUUUACUUUCCCUGACCCCCCAGAACUGAGUCCACCCAUUUUGGGAGCUCAUGGUGUGUCUUUUAACUAUCCUGGAAUGCCGCUGAUAUUCAAAGAUCUGGAUUUUGGUAUUGACAUGUCGUCAAGAGUUGCAAUUGUUGGCCCAAAUGGUGUCGGAAAAAGUACCUUUUUGAAAUUGUUAACUGGAGUUUUAGAGCCUACGAAAGGUGAAGUGAGGAAAAACCACAGAUUGAGGAUAGGUAAAUACGAUCAGCACUCCGGAGAUCAACUGAACCUGGACGAAUCACCUGUGGAGUAUUUACAGAGGCUAUUUAACAUGGAUUACCAGCUAGCGAGGAAGACACUGGGAAGGUUUGGACUGGCCAGUCAUGCGCACACUAUCAAAAACGGGGACCUGUCUGGAGGUCAGAAGUCACGGGUGGCAUUAGCGGAGUUGUCCUGUAGAGCGCCGGACGUUCUCAUCCUGGACGAACCUACCAACAACCUGGAUAUUGAGUCCAUCGAUGCUCUGGCAGAGGCCAUUAAUGAGUAUAAAGGAGGCGUCAUCAUUGUGACUCACGACGAAAGGUUGAUUCGGGAGACAGAAUGUCAGCUUUGGGUUGUCGAAGACAAGACAAUCAAUGAAAUAGAGGGUGAUUUCGACGAAUACAGACGCGAACUUCUGGAGACGUUAGGGGAGGAGAUAGCACCACCUGCCGGGCAAACUUGAUGAAAGCAGAAGUAUUUAGACAUUUCAUUGUUGAAUUAAUGAACAGGAGAAAUUAUGGAUCGCAUCAAAAGCCUGAGGGAAAAAAAAACCCUGAAACUUGGUUCCAACAUUUCUAAGUGUGAAAGUGGUACGAUGUUGAAAUGUUUCCAGUCCAAGAAACUGGUUUGCACAUUGUUUUAUUGCACAGAACAUUAGUCCAGUUGUAUGACGAGUUCUAAAGAACAGUAAAAUAUCACAGAAUAUUUCUGGAAAAUAUGAAUAAACAAAUAUACAGCUCAUUUUAUGGCUACUUUUACAGUAUGGACCUGUUCAGUAGAAAAAGUUUUUAAUUGUGCAAAUCACAAAAAGAUCAUGUGACACCCAUGUGGCAUCUUCCAGCCAAUCAGCCGUCUAUGUAAUCUCUCAUCUCAGGUUUAGGGUUUCUCUGGUUUUAGAUGUAUUACAUCUAAUCUCUGAUGACUGAGUUGUACAUUUAGCUUGAGACUAGGAGUUUGUUUGAAAGGUAGGAUGCAAUCCUAUUCAGAACAAGCGAUUAAUGUCCGCCCCGAAAGCAAUAUUUUAUGACCCAUAGUUGCUCCUAAAAAUGUUCUUUCAUAGGGAGUAAUUUACCAUAUUUCUCAGUCUUGUCAUUAUCUGAAUUUCCAGCCCUUUGCCCUCUAUGUCUCAUUAUAGAAUCAUAAAGGCUCUAUUUUGGGUGACAAAAUUGAUAUCUGAAUUUCCAUUCAGUCGUUAGCUAAUUAUGGAAACAAGAAAUUUGAGAUUUUAUCAUGCUGCAGUUAGUCAUACAAUUUGAGGAAAAGUUACAAGUGCUGUCAAAUAAUAAGAAAAAAAUGUGCUGUCUAUUUAAAAUAAAUUUUUGGAAACAAAAAUGGAAU